CAGUAAUUAUUUACUUUGCGGCGCGGAGCGACAAGCACAGAAUCAACACCGUAGAAGGUAGUUCACGUUCAUGUCAAUCCUUCCUACCUGCACCCGUAUCUCACAUUUCCAUUCUGGUUUACAAUCAUAUUAAUUCGGAGCCGUCGCCCUCGCCUCAGCAUCCAUCUAGCGGGGUUCUAUCCCAUUCUCGUGGACAUCUUUGUCGCCUGGCGGACAUCAUGUCGGAGCCAAUCCCCGAAUCGAUUCCCACCUCAGCCGACCGUCGCUCUCAGAGGCCGGUGAAGAAGCGCGCUCUCACUCCCGUCUCCCAACAAUCCGCUCAGAUCGAUGCUCUGUUCGCGCAUCCCGAUCGCGAAGUCAAAAUCCCCACCAUCCCCGACCCCAAAAAGCUCGCCCCACCACCCGAGAUCGUCGCCAACGUGCAAGGCUCCAGCGCCGGUGCGGGUAGCGGCGAAUUCCACGUCUACAAGGCCAGUCGGCGGAGGGAAUAUGACCGGCUUCGGCAGAUGGACGAAUCGGUAGAGCAAGAGCAGGCGGACAAGGAGUUUGCGGCACGGAAAGAAGAACAGAAACGAAAGGAUGAGGCGAAGACGAACCGGAACAAGGCGAAGAGAGACCGGGCCAAGGCGAGGAAGCAACAGGCGAAGGGGAAGGGCACGAUAAGCACGGAAGAAGGAUCGGUGUCGACCGUUGGCAAAGCGCCCCGGAAGCAAGGGCUAGGUCCGAUGAAAGCGAACGCUGGUGGCGAUGCUAUGGAUACAGCCCGAUAUAUCGAUCCAGCAGAGGCUAAUGGCGAAGCCAAAGUGGUAGAUGCGCCGGGGAUCAUCAUUCACGAUGAGGACUGAGAUUCCGGGAUAUCGAUUCCUCUUAACCUCACGUCCGAUGGGAUACGAUGCAUAAGCACGGCAGUCACAUGAGACGUCGGCGCGAUUUCCGUGAUUCAGUGGAUAUGCAGAAGGAAACCAAUCUGGUGCCCCGAAUGCAUCACUGGGGCGGGCGCAUAUGGAUUAAUGGUAUUGACGGUGCAUGUACGGAAUACGGUCUAGAAACUCGGGA
This is a messenger RNA of Eremomyces bilateralis CBS 781.70, 1056 nucleotides long. RefSeq names its product DUF1168-domain-containing protein. The record is from RefSeq and is a predicted model, not a curated record. Gene Ontology annotation, molecular function: protein kinase inhibitor activity; protein kinase binding; double-stranded RNA binding. The transcript has a single exon. Lineage: Eukaryota; Fungi; Ascomycota; Dothideomycetes; Eremomycetales; Eremomycetaceae. Bases 219 to 845 code for a protein of 208 amino acids. Gene Ontology annotation, cellular component: nucleolus. Gene Ontology annotation, biological process: negative regulation of protein kinase activity.